Molecule: messenger RNA, 1629 nt
Organism: Leptosia nina
Lineage: Eukaryota; Metazoa; Arthropoda; Insecta; Lepidoptera; Pieridae
Source: the annotation of a GenBank genome assembly
AUGAGGCGGAACCUCAAAAUUCUAUUCCUUCUGGGCGCUGCCUGGAUGUUCUUUCUCUUCUACUAUAUGCAGCCGGACGCGGCGCCUUCAAAGGAGGAAAACAUAGCACUCCGUCUAAUAAAACAACAUGCAGAUGUUGAGGAACCAGAAAGCAGCCCGAUUUCCCUCGAAGAAUAUGGCACUGGGAGUACGGGGAAGUACUUCGACGAGGCUGGUUACGUCACUGGCGGUGCCAAGGAUAAUGACCCCUACGUCAGAAACAGAUUUAAUCAGGUUGCUUCUGAUGCGUUGCCUAGCAACCGGGGCGUGCCAGACACUAGGAAUGCCAUGUGCCGACUUAAGAAAUACGAUGACGACCUACCGCAAACAAGUGUGAUCAUAACCUUCCACAACGAAGCGCGAUCGACACUCCUGCGCACCAUUGUCAGUGUCCUCAAUCGAAGUCCAGAAUACCUCAUCAAAGAAAUAAUUCUAGUUGAUGACUUUAGUGACAAUCCUGAAGAUGGCGCCGCUCUUCGAGCAAUCCGAAAGGUCCAGGUCAUCCGGAAUUCAAAACGCGAAGGUCUCAUGAGGUCUCGCGUUCGAGGCGCGGACGCGGCUACGGCGCCGGUUCUCACAUUUUUAGACUCACAUGUGGAGUGUAAUGUCCAUUGGUUGGAACCGCUGCUACAAAGGGUUAAAGAGGACCCAACGCGCGUGGUCUGCCCAGUUAUAGACGUGAUCAGCAUGGAUACGUUCCAGUACAUCGGUGCGUCAGCGGAUCUACGCGGCGGCUUCGAUUGGAACUUGGUAUUCAAGUGGGAGUAUUUGUCGCAUGCGGAGCGAAGUGGCCGACUAAGCGACCCCACUCAAGUGAUCCGGACGCCAAUGAUAGCUGGGGGCCUCUUCAGCAUGGACCGAGCCUACUUCAAUAAGCUGGGCAAAUACGAUAUGAGAAUGGACGUCUGGGGUGGGGAGAAUCUCGAGAUCUCAUUCAGGGUCUGGCAAUGCGGUGGUUCCCUAGAAAUAGUGCCAUGUUCACGCGUCGGACACGUAUUCAGAAAACGUCAUCCAUACACCUUCCCGGGUGGUUCUGGAGCCGUAUUCGCAAGAAACACUAGAAGAGCUGCUGAAGUAUGGAUGGAUGACUACAAGGAGCUGUACUAUCGGUCGCAGCCAUUGGCAAAACAAGUGGAAUUUGGAGACAUAUCGGAGCGAAAAGCUUUAAGAGAGAAGCUUCACUGCAAGCCUUUCAGGUGGUACUUGGAGCACGUGUACCCAGAACUUCAAGUACCAGCAUUUGCUGGAGGAUACCGCACAAUACGUCAAGGUGAUAAAUGCCUGGACACCAUGGGACAUCUUGUUGACGGGACCUUGGGUCUGUACCCGUGUCACAAUACCGGUGGCAACCAGGAAUGGCUAUUGGAUAACGGCCUUCUACGGCAUCACACGCUUUGUAUGUCUCUGUCUAGUGAUAGAGUCACUACUGUGUUAUCCCCUUGUGACCAGUCUGAUGAAUUCCAACUAUGGAAGGUCAAGGGAUCAUUGAUUAAGCACUUAAAAACAGACACUUGUCUGGACUCAGAUAGACCUGCCUUAUACUUAGCCAAGUGUGAUAUAAGUAAGCCCAGUCAGCUCUUUGUUUAUUGA